Molecule: messenger RNA, 2171 nt
Organism: Chilo suppressalis (striped riceborer)
Lineage: Eukaryota; Metazoa; Arthropoda; Insecta; Lepidoptera; Crambidae
Source: the annotation of a GenBank genome assembly
UCGUUGUUUCUAUUGGCCGAACGCGAGCGCGGCGCCGGCGUAUGAGCUGACGGCGAACGGGGGCGCCGGCGGUAUGCUCGGCGGCGGCGCGUGCGCGGAGGCAGGCCGCGCGCUCCAGGCCGCGCAGCCGCCUCUCUAUCCGACCAUCAACGACCCUCGCAAGAGGAAGAGUUCGCAAUACAGCGGCGCCAACAGCACGAUGGAUGACGACGGCACGGAGGACGGCCGCUCUUCACUCAGUAUGCCUGCUAAAAAGCAGAACCAUAGCGAGAUAGAGAAGCGGAGACGCGACAAAAUGAACACGUACAUAACGGAGUUGAGCGCCAUGAUACCCAUGUGCGGGGCGAUGGCGCGCAAGCUGGACAAGUUGACGGUGUUGCGUAUGGCGGUGCAGCAUCUGCGGUCUGUACGCGGCGCGCUGUCCACGUGUCCGCUGACUGCGAGGCCGCGUCCUGCUCACCUCAGCGAGCGCGAGUUGAACGCGCUGAUAGUCCAGGCGGCGCAAGAUUGCUUCCUAUUCGUCGUAGGCUGUGAUCGCGGGCGGCUGCUUUACGUGUCUACAUCCGUCAAAAAGGUCCUGCAAUAUGACCAGUCGGAGCUUUUAGGUCAGAGUCUCUUCGAUAUCUUGCACCCGAAAGACGUGGCCAAAGUGAAGGAGCAGCUGUCCUCAUCAGACCUCAGUCCCAGGGAGAGGCUCAUAGAUGCAAAGACCAUGUUGCCUGUAAAAACGGACGUGGUAGCGGGUGCAUCUCGCCUCUGCCCCGGUUCGCGGCGCUCGUUCUUCUGCCGCAUCAAGUCUCGCACUCCCGACGCUAAUGCCGACGCGUCGCCCACCGCCGUCGCUAUAGCAGCCGCAAACGCCGCCGCGUUGCCUACUGACGACCCCGACGCCAAGAUGCGCAAGAAGCACAAUUCGGAGAAGAAGUACUGCGUUGUUCAUUGCACUGGUUACCUCAAAGCGCGCGCACCCGCGGAAAUGUGCGACGGUAGCGGCGAGGGUGAGAGCGAUGAAAACGACGCGGGCAACUUAUCGUGCCUAGUAGCGGUGGGGCGGGCCCUGCCCGACUUAGCGGCCUCGCCUGUGACUUCUAACAACCCGCCCGCCCCCGUCAACGCCCCGCCUACUAGACUGUUGCAAUUCGUGUCCCGGCACGCGACUGAUGGGAAGUUCCUGUUCGUCGACCAAAGGGUGACGCUAGCCCUCGGGUUUCUACCGCAAGAGUUGCUCGGCACCAGUCUGUACGAAUACGUGGGAGGGGAAGAACUAAGUGCGGUUGCGCACGCGCACAAAGCGGCGUUGUUGCGUCGCGCCGCCUUACAUACGCCCGUGUACUCGUUCCGGAGGAAAGAUGGCUCGUUCACGCGACUGCAGACGCAUUUCAAACCAUUAAGAAACCCUUGGACCAAAGAUGUGGAGUACUUAGUGGCCAACAACACUAUAGUGGCGGGUUCGAUGCGCGCGGCCGUCUCGGACGACACACAGGAUACCUUCGACGUGUACAAAAACAAAGCAGACGGUGAGAUGCAGCGCCUGAUCGACUCUCAAGUGGAGUCGCACAAGAUCGGCAGCACAAUCGCCGAGGAGGCACUUACUGGCUCCUCGUCAGAGUUCUCCCCGGAUCUGCCCGCUGAUCUACUGCAUGAUGCUGUCUCCAUACAACCGUCUUUAUCACUAAACGUGGUGUACGAGCAAGCUUCUUUAGUGGACAGCAUCUUCGGCACGGACCAAUCGUACCAGGUGAGGAACGAUGUUCCUCUGAGCUCUGCAGGGGCUCAAUCUCCUCCUACAGGAAUGGGACCUCCGGGAGAUAUCGCCGCCACCACUCCCCCGCCCGCUUCCCCCCCUUUACCCCCCUUAGGUCUCGACGGCAACCGAGAAGCUGCCAUCGCUGUAAUAAUGAGUCUACUCGAAGCCGACGCGGGACUAGGAGGUUCGGUCAACUUCUCAGGGCUUCCCUGACAACAAGCCGACGGAGGUGAAUUGCGCAAGCCCCUCCGAUCAGCUAAUGAAUUGAGCAUUGCCGAUCUUAUUAAUUAAGAUAGUGAUUUCUCUGACAUUUAUACAAAACUAGCGUGAUAUUCUGAUAUCAAUAAACAGGUACUUUAUUGGUACCAGUUAAAUGUAUUUUAUAAGUGUUUAUAGGUAUUUUGUAGAUGUAAUACUGGAAACG